CUGAAGGAACCGGCACUGGGACCAUCCUGGGAAGGUGAAACCAUCGCUGCUGAGCGGCUCUCCUCCUCAUCCGGAGCAGGCCAGCAGAUGACUUCUCCAGCUGCUUUUAUGUAACGUCUCAGCCAGUUAGAAGGCCCCGAGCCUUCAGCCAAUGGGGAGUAGAAGCUGUUUGUCCUUCUCUGAUUGAGAAAACAGCUGGAUGUUUUCAAAGCCAGAGGGUCUGUGAGGAUGAAAGGCAGAGGCUACCAGAUCCAGUCUCUUAACCAGUAAGUCAGAGUGGGAGGGGGGGUCCUGCACUGAUUUGAGACCCAAUUCUUCCUGCAUGCCAAGAGCCGUCAAAUAUGCCCCCAAAAAGUCUUUAGAUGUGAAGGAAGAGUCUGAAUUGUUUCAUUUAAGGAACAGCAUCUGAUUGGAGAAACAUUGUAUGUUGUAUAAAUUACAGCCGCUGCAGUUGAAAACAUAAGUACUAAAACAUAGAAAGCUUCUCUUCCUCACUACAAACAAUGAAAACAGAGCAGAUUUUAACCUUGUCCUUCAGAAAACCCAUUACAGCUUCCCUAAAAAUGGGAAAAAUUCUAAUUUCCACAUGAAGUAGAUCAAAUGUUUACAGUAAAACAACCCAGUGUGUGUUUUUCCCAUAAGGAUGGACCCUCCAUCUAUUCUAUGGGACUGAAUAUAGAGUAUUUAUGACACAUCCGGAGGCCAGCAGCGCUGUCGGUGCAGCAGCUUUGUGACAGUGGAUCCUGGCUUUUCACACCCCUAAAAAUAUCUCUCAGCCAGUGGCUGGAUCAAAGGGGCGGCAGCGCUGCUAUGAAUACCCCCCCGGCAUGCAGCCUAAAGCCAGGGGCGGAGCGGAGCCCUGCGGCAUCCAGAGCUGUCAGAGAUCCAGCCUGCCUCCUCCACAUUGAACCGCAGCAGAGCUGAGGGGAAAUAAAGGAAAAACUAUGAAACUCCUGCAGCUUUAGAAGCAAGUUUAAAAAGUGUUUUUGACGUGAGGAAGAUCAGCCGGACGGAAGAACUCCUCUAAGUUUUAAUUUGUUUGUUUUUGUAGUUUUUUAAUAGUUUCUCUAUCUGUGCAGAAUGGAGGAUGAGCAGAGGUGUAAAGUUUUUGAUAAAGCAGCUGGUGAGAGGAGGAUAAAUCCCACAGCAGGACAGAGACUAUGGAAGCAGUCAAUCUGGAAUAAUCUGUCCUGGAUUAUGGUCUGCAUCUCUGUGUCUGCUCUCUGCUUUGGACUCUGUGUGUUUGUCCUAAUGAGGACCAUGGAGCUUCAGUCCAGGAUCCUGAGUCUGGAGCAGCAGCAGGAUGAGAAGUUCACCGCCUGGAUGAUGACUCUGGAGCAGGUGGAGCCCCUCAUUGUUGGACGGCUGGACCAGUUACUGGAGGAGAAGCUCGCCUCACAGCUGCCAAAGCUACGGGAGGUUAGAGAUGCUCCUAAAAACUGCCUUUGUCCUCCAGGACCUCCAGGUACACCAGGAGAGCCCGGUUACUCUAUCAUAGGACCAAGAGGACCUCCUGGACAGCCUGGUACAAGAGGAUUCCCUGGGUUUCCAGGUCCCAUAGGGUUGGAUGGCAAGCCUGGGCAAAAAGGACAAAAGGGAGAUAUAGGUCAUCGUGGUCCUCAAGGAAACUUGGGGCAUCCAGGACCCAAAGGGGAAAAGGGUGUUUGUGGAGAUUUGACACACCGGAUGUUGCCCAUCACCCUUCGAAACAUGCCUUCUAUAAGCCCUCUAAUCCUAAAACGCCUCAAGCAGGGUGUCCCUGGCAUACAAGGGCCCCCAGGUCCUCCAGGACCCCCGGGAUCUCCAGGCCCUAAUGGUCCCACUGGGCCACCGGGUGAAAAGGGAGAGCCCAACCUGUUGGAGAAGGGGUGUAAGGGAGAACCAGGUUCACCAGGAGUACCAGGUCCAAUUGGGCCCAAGGGUGAGAAAGGAAACAAGGGGGAACCAGGUAUGGAAGGCCCUGCUGGUCCAAGAGGUCCACGGGGGCCAACUGGGAUUCCAGGAAAGGCUGAUAUCCAGAACACUGAAAAUGAUAUCCGCAAUAUACCCCAAAGGGUGCUUCCUGGUUUACCUGGGCCUCCGGGACCCCCGGGAAUCCCUGGUGCAAAGGGAGAAGUUGGUCUACCAGGUCCUCCAGGAGUGGAUGGAGAAAAGGGAUCCAGGGGGAAGCCUGGAGAGCCUGGUCCUUCAGGUCCAGCUGGUCCUCAAGGUCCCAAAGGGGAAAGUGGUGUCAUGGGCUUCCCUGGAGCCAAGGGUGAAAAAGGAGACUUAGGUUUAUCUGGAUCUCCUGGAGACCCAGGUAUCAGCAUCAAGGGAGAGAAGGGAGAGACGGGUCAGAAAGGUGACAAAGGAGUCAGAGGCUAUCUUGGACUUCCUGGGGCUCAUGGGUUAGACGGCAAACCUGGUGCAGUGGGUCUCAUAGGACCAACAGGUAUACCGGGGCCUGCAGGGCCAAAGGGAGAGAGAGGUGAAAAGGGAGAUACAGGCAUGCCAGGACCAAUUGGCCUUCAAGGCAUCCCUGGUUUAAAAGGACCAGAAGGACAUAAAGGAAAUCGGGGAGAGAGGGGCAAGAAAGGCAACAGGGGGGCCAAAGGGGAUAAGGGAGACCAAGGAGCACCUGGAUUAGAUGCCCCAUGUCCUUUGGGGGAUGAUGGCUUACCUGUUCUAGGAUGUUGGAAUAAAAACCCUACCUCCACUGCUCCUUUCCCACAGCAGAGCCUACAGAAUGUGAAGUCUAGGAAGAAGGGCCAAGGAUGGUAGUGGACAAACAGCUAUGGCACAUUCACGGUAGGAAUGAUGCACAACUAUGCGCUUUAGUGAUGUACAGCUGCAGCACACCAGCAAUUUUGAGCUUGAAUGGCAAUACGUGCUAUGCAGUAAAGGGGUGUUGUGUUGUGCUAACAAGAACAUGGUUAAAACUGCUAAAAGCUGGGUUAUGCUUAAAGCAUGUACGUUCCAUGCUAAAAAGAGGGAGUCUAUGCUAUGCUUUCCCCUUUUGCACAUAAUAUUCGAUGGGAGAGAGUCUAGGGCACAGACUGCAGACUUAUAACACCACAAAACACGCAGAACUACAGUAGAAGCUGUUCAAAAUGUCCCCACUUUUUAAGUGAGCGCCAUCUCACUGCAGAGCUGAGUCUGAUGUGGUUUUUAUACUUACAGUUUGAGCAG
Molecule: messenger RNA, 3168 nt
Organism: Cyprinodon variegatus (sheepshead minnow)
Lineage: Eukaryota; Metazoa; Chordata; Actinopteri; Cyprinodontiformes; Cyprinodontidae
Product: collagen alpha-1(XIII) chain-like
Exons: 28
Coding region: 1081-2760 (559 amino acids)
Source: RefSeq, a predicted model, not a curated record